AUGUCUGGUAAAGACAGCCCACCCCAUCCACCCGCGGGUUUUACUGGCUCCUCCACUUCCCAAUCUUCCGGCCCAAGCCAGGGCUCUCUUAGCCGCCGAGGCCAAAGCUCGUCCGGCGAAAGCUCCAUCACGUCCAGGAUUGAUUCAUCUGACAGAUGGCGAUUGGGGGGACCGGGGCCUCUCCCGGGCUGGCCGCUCGUAUACAACCGUCAUCCUGGGUUUGAGAUACCGGAACGCUUGGCAAAUGCAGCGAUCGAAAUUGCAACUCAGCAUGCCCGGGAGCUCCCCUAUUCGCUCAUUCAAGUGGUUUGCGUACACACGGAAGGGGAUCCGCCGAAGCGUGAGGACCUCACUCUUAAUAUACGUGGCGACCUCUCGGCCCGGCACUCGCAAUGGAUGAGUAUGCUCGACACCCUGAUACAGGUUCUUUUGGGCAUGGGAUGGUUCGGUCGUAUUGAGAUUAUUGACAACAGGGCAACUGAAAUCAAAUCGUUCCCGCCUAAACUUCCUCAGCAAGCAAUCGCAAACUGGGAGUUCCUUUUGUCCGGCGUCAUCCAGCGGUUGGAAUCUCAUCAACUACCUCACGUUCUUAUCCUCCCUAUGAACCGGGGCUACUGGGAAGACAUCUCUGUUCCAACCAUCAUUGCGCGAGUUCAGAAAGGGAAUGCGUCUACCAGCACUAUGAACCAAGCUUCCCAAGUUAUCUCUGAAUUCCUCCAUGGGUAUGGCUUGCACUUAGAACUGACUGGAGAUCACGGACUCUGGGGUCUUUUCGGUACCUCGGGCUCACAGCCAGUGCCGAGACUCGCGACCGAGUCAGGUACUUUGGGGUGGCCUUUCAACCGUGGCUAUAAUAACAUGGGAAUGAGUGUGGCUCGAAAGGAAGUGGCGGACUGGAGUGGUACCAUUGGGGGUUAUUUGGAGUACGACGGUCAUGCACUUGGGAUUACAUGCCACCACGUUCUUCGUAAAGGCUUGAAUGAACAAGUGGACCUCGAUAUCGACGACGCAGGCGGCAAAAAUCUACUGUGGAAAUGCCAAUCCCCUUCCGCCGUUGAUGUCCAAACAAUCAAAACUCAGCUUUCAGGCCAAAUUCCCCGGUCUCCUCUGCCUUCCACUCUUCCCGCGGCGAUUAUCGCUGCACACCAGAGGGAGACCCAGGAAGCUGCGACCAAGCUAGAACAAGUUGAGUCGUACAAAGUGAGUUUGGGUAAUGUGGCUGCGACCUCUGGGUGGAGGAACGUUCCCUUACAAGCGCAGCCGCGGCCAGCGCCGCCUGUAGAGAUGCUCAUGGAUUGGGCGAUUGUGGACAUGUCUCCCUCUCACUGGCCCCAGUCUGUCAAUUUCAUCGGGAACGUCGCCGGGGAGCUCGCCCAAGACAUGAAUCCGGCUACGUCGCACUGGACUUGCCAAGACUUUGUCGUGCAGACGGUUGCCAAGCAAGGUUUGAAUGGCGAAGCCGUUUUCAAGCGAGGUCGCAGUACUGGUUUGACCACCGGAGAACUCGACAGACUAGCGCCGGCUUCAUUCCGUAUCCCCGAGGUCCCUCAACGACCCCAUCAUCGCUGCUUCAUUGUGGCACCCUACCCCGACCGGGUAUUUGCAGCGACGGGUGAUUCUGGCUCGUGGUGCCUCAACGGAAACGGAGAGGUACUUGGGAUCCUUAUUGGGGGAGAUCCAACUGGGGCUGGACUCGUGAUCCCUAUGAAGCUGGUGAUAGAGAACAUGGAAGCCUUUCUGAAACUCCCAAGCGGUAGCCUCAAACUACCAGGCGCUCAGCAGGGCAAGCAGCCUUAA
Aspergillus campestris IBT 28561 is the source of this 1797-nucleotide messenger RNA. RefSeq lists its product as uncharacterized. The record is from RefSeq and is a predicted model, not a curated record. Lineage: Eukaryota; Fungi; Ascomycota; Eurotiomycetes; Eurotiales; Aspergillaceae. Bases 1 to 1797 code for a protein of 598 amino acids. The transcript is spliced from 2 exons.